Messenger RNA from Asterias rubens (European starfish), 1185 nucleotides. Its product is annotated as cholecystokinin receptor type A-like. Gene Ontology annotation, biological process: neuropeptide signaling pathway. The record is from RefSeq and is a predicted model, not a curated record. Bases 1 to 1185 code for a protein of 394 amino acids. Gene Ontology annotation, molecular function: G protein-coupled peptide receptor activity. The transcript has a single exon. Gene Ontology annotation, cellular component: membrane. Lineage: Eukaryota; Metazoa; Echinodermata; Asteroidea; Forcipulatida; Asteriidae.
AUGGAAGACAUGUCAUCAGCAUUCAAUUCAACCCAACUUUUCAACGACACAAAGCUUGAACCUGCCUUCGUUCAGCUUGGCAUAAAUAUAUUUCGGAUAAUUUUCUUCACACUUAUUCUAUUACUUGGUGUUCCUGGUAACUCUCUCAUCCUCCGCGUGUACUGGACCAAGACUCUGAAGACAAGCACCCACGUUUUCAUCAUGACACUGGCCUGGGCUGAUCUUGCCGUCUGCCUUAUCAAAUUAGUCAACAUUGUGUGGCAAGGUUUACUCAUGAUGGGACACGAAAUACCCGUUGUUAUACGGCUUUUUGGAGCAUUUGAUGCGACUGCCAUUGGUACCUCCAUUAUGAUAACGGCAGUGAUUGCAGUAGAUCGCUACGACUGCGUCUGCCGUCCACAUCGGCGGUUCUUCACUCACAGACGGGGUAAGAUAGCGGCCUGGGCAUCGUUCAUGUUCUCGGUUCUUAUAAAUAGUCCAGAGUAUGUUGAAUUGUUCUCGAAUAGUCCUAUCUUGCCCAUAAUAAGAACGGCAUGUCAUGCUAUAAUCUGUGCAACUGUGCUCGUGAUGGUCGCCGUGUUCUACAGCUUAGUUUACAAAUCAAUCAGGCAACAUGUGAAAGUUGGGGCCAGUUCGUUCAGAACCCGUCGCAAUGACUGUUCGACAAUCUUCCCUCCUUAUGUUGUAGUUCAGGGAUCUAGCUCAAUCAAAGAUGGAUCACAACCAAGCACUUCUAAAGUUCGGAAGGAAGCUUUAGACUCUAUGGAAAAACCGUUCAAGAUCAAAACUUCUGCAAAAAUUCAACAAUCGGCAAAGCAAGCUUUUGCAACGGAUCUACAUACACCAACUUCAUUGGACACCGGGUCAGGGUUGGAAGCAAACAGUCAAAGAACACGCCCCGAACAGCCUACCAACGUUUGUCAACUUCAGCGUCAGACGACGAAGAUGCUCCUUUUGGCAAGUGUGAUCUUCUCCAUUACAUGGCUGCCAUAUUGGAUCUUUAUCAUUGUAAGUUUUGCCGUACAGGGUGGCCUGAACAUCGAUCCUAUACUCUUGCAAGUAGUGAAUGAAACAUUUCUCAUGUUGUACAUUAACCACGUCGUCAACCCAUUCAUCUAUGGAGUUGCAAACAGACGGUUCAGGAAAGACUGCAGAGAAGUGAUUCGAAAAUUCAAACUCUGUUAA